Messenger RNA from Papaver somniferum (opium poppy), 854 nucleotides. RefSeq names its product dynein light chain 2, cytoplasmic-like. The transcript has 3 exons. The coding region runs from base 153 to 554 and encodes 133 amino acids. Gene Ontology annotation, cellular component: dynein complex. Gene Ontology annotation, molecular function: dynein intermediate chain binding; dynein light intermediate chain binding. Gene Ontology annotation, biological process: microtubule-based process. The record is from RefSeq and is a predicted model, not a curated record. Lineage: Eukaryota; Viridiplantae; Streptophyta; Magnoliopsida; Ranunculales; Papaveraceae.
GCUCAUCCACUGUUCAUUGACCAUCGAGGAAGAAUCUGAAAUACGUUCUUACACUCGUUUUACACUCUUACGCUACUACUAGUAUCAUUCAUCGUCAUCAAUAAUAAUAUAUACAAGAUCCUCAAAAUCUCUGCAAUUAGAUAGGAAAAACCAUGUCUGAAGAGAAGAGGAGAAAUGGGAAUGGAGGAGGAGGAGUUUUGUACAAGAAAGUAUCACCACCACCACAACCACAACCAUUGGAUGAGAAAAGAUCUUCAUCAACAUCAUCAUCAGAAAAAACUAGUACUACUACUAAGAAAGCUAUCAUCAAAAGUGCUGAUAUGAAAGAAGAUUUACAGAAAGAAGCCAUUGAAUUCGCCAUCUCUGCGUUUGAGAAACACAAUGUGGAGAAAGACAUAGCUGAGUAUAUCAAGAAGGAAUUUGAUAAGAAGCAUGGACCUACUUGGCAUUGUAUUGUUGGUCGCAAUUUCGGUUCGUACGUGACUCACGAGACGAAUCACUUUGUUUACUUCUACUUGGACCAAAAAGCAAUCUUGUUAUUCAAGUCCGGUUGAUUAUGGCUGCAAUGAUGGUAAUGAUGACGGGAAUUAUGAUGGUGAAUUUUUAUGAUUUGGAUGCUUUUGGAGCAACUUGUAUGCAUCCAUUGGAACCUUAGCGUGCAAAAUCUCUACUUCUCUCUAGUCAGUAUGUAUAUUUUAGAAAUCUGUUUCUCAUGACACCAACUCUCCCCAUGAAUCUAAACUUGAUUCUCAUUCUCAUUAGUAUUGUUACUGAUACUGAUCUCCGACUACAUUAUUCCACGUAUAUGAUUCCGUUUGAAUAUUAUGAUGAAUUAUAUUGUAAGAGGUUCAUUA